Molecule: messenger RNA, 1929 nt
Organism: Salvia hispanica
Lineage: Eukaryota; Viridiplantae; Streptophyta; Magnoliopsida; Lamiales; Lamiaceae
Source: RefSeq, a predicted model, not a curated record
AUGUCGCGAACAUGUUCCCUCUUCAUUCUAGGCCUAGCCAUCCUUGCCGACGCUGUGACAGCGGCGAACUACGGCUGUUCCGGCGACAACUACACCAGCAAAGGCACAUACAGCGCCAACCUCAACUCUCUCAUUUCAUCUCUUCCACCAAACAUACAACACAACGGAUUCUACAACGCCACCGUGGGCCAACCCCCGGACCGAGUCACCUGCCUCCGAGAAGCCGUCCCAGAGCUUCUCCGGUUGUGCCCCAACCGAAGACAGGACAUCCUGUUCAAAGACACAUGCACGCUGCGCUACUCCGACGAGUCUCUUGUUGACGGCGCCGGAUCUGACAGUUUCCCUAUCACUGCCAAGAGUAUCCGGACUGCAAGUGAUCCCGAGCAUUUCAACCAGAAUCUAUGGGGGCUGCUAGGGUAUCUCCGCGCUCAGGCGGGUGCAGGAGGGCAGUUGAUGAAGCUGGCAGCGGGGAAUGAGACAGGGUCGAGUUCUCAGACCAUAUUCGCGCUGGUGCAGUGCGUGCCUGAUCUGUCAGAAGAGGGCUGCAACCGUUGUUUGAUCAACUCGGAGCAAAAUGCGUGUUGUGAUAGCAACACGGGGAUGAGACUGUAUAUGCCCGCCUGUUUUAUUCAAUAUGAGGUGCUACCCUUUUACAAUAUCACUCGGAUCGAAGAAGUGCGAGCGAUCAUAUCGCAUCUCCCUCCUCCGGCGCCGCCACCACCAUCACCGCCUCCGCCUGGCAACCCUGAUGUUGUAAAAACUAUAAUCAUAAUUCUUGUUCCCAUUUUCAUGGCUCUCGCUUGUGUUGGCCGUUACGUCAAAAAGAGAUUCAAGAAGAAAACCGACCAAUUAAUAUUACAAGGAUCAAAUGUGGAGGAACUGGAAGAUAUAAGUGCAGAAGAUGUAAGUGCUGAAGAAUCCCUUUUAUACGAUUACGAAGAACUUGUAGUUGCCACAGACAAUUUCUCCAGCAGAAACAAACUUGGACAAGGAGGAUUUGGGGCAGUUUAUAAGGGAAAACUUCGAAGUGGGCUACAUAUUGCAGUCAAAAGGUUGUCAGAAAAUUCAACACAAGGAGAAUUAGAGUUCAAGAACGAAGUAGUGUUAAUGGCCAAGCUUGAACAUAGAAAUUUAGUAAGGUUGUUGGGAUUCUCAGUACAAGGAUCGGAGAGGCUUCUCGUCUAUGAAUUUGUUCAAAAUGGAAGUCUAGACAACUUUAUUUUUGAUCCAGUGAAGCGUUUGCUUAUUAGUUGGGAGAGUCGGUACAUGAUCAUAAAGAGCAUUGCCAAGGGACUUGUUUAUCUGCACGAAGGGUCUCCUUUGCGUAUAAUUCAUCGCGAUCUCAAAGCAAGCAAUAUACUCCUAGAUGGGGACAAAACCCCUAAAAUCUCUGAUUUUGGUUUGGCAAGAUUGUUUCGAGAUGAUCAAACACGAUCCAAUACACGCAAGAUCGCUGGAACCUUCGGAUACAUGGCACCAGAAUAUGCACAAAACGGGGAUUUUUCGCUUAAAUCCGACGUGUUUAGUUUUGGAGUGCUGGUGCUGGAGAUUAUCAGUGGACAAAGUACCUGUAAUUUCAAGAAUGUGGAAAAUGGAGAGAACAUACCGUACAUGCUUAGUUAUGCUUGGAGAAACUGGUUUGCGGGAAGAGCAAAGAAGUUGAUGGAUCCCACAUUGAUAUCUUCCUCGACCUCUCUCCGUGAUAUGAUGAGAUGUAUUCAUAUCGGUUUGUUGUGCGUACAAAAAAAUGCAAGGGAUCGACCGACCAUGGCUUCUGUAUUGGUAAUGCUUCAUAGCUUCACUAGCACUUUACCAAUGCCUUUGCAACCGGCGUUUUUUGUCCCCAACAACGAGGACAUGAGAAGAUCUUUGGAGAUCACUAAGUUAUCCGAAAAUGAAGCAUCGAUAACUGAUUUAUAUCCACGUUAA